This is a messenger RNA of Penaeus chinensis, 1648 nucleotides long. Its product is annotated as glutamate receptor U1-like. Bases 249 to 890 code for a protein of 213 amino acids. Lineage: Eukaryota; Metazoa; Arthropoda; Malacostraca; Decapoda; Penaeidae. Gene Ontology annotation, molecular function: glutamate-gated receptor activity. Gene Ontology annotation, cellular component: membrane. The record is from RefSeq and is a predicted model, not a curated record. The transcript is spliced from 5 exons.
AGAGAUAGAAAAGAUGAAAGAGGAAGAGAGAAGAGGAGAGGGGAGAGAAAAAGGAGCGGGAGGAAGGGAGAAUCAUAAAGAAGUAUAAAAACCUAAAUUUCUUCAUAAAGUCGCCCCAGCCACCACAUUGAUAAUAAGAAACCUUACCUGCUUCCUUUCGCAUCACAACACCCGCUCUCCCCUGCCCUUAGCCGUGCCGUGGGACCCUCGAGGAGUGCCAGUAAGAACGCUGACAGGGAUUAUGGCUCAUGGUGGCCCUCAUCAUCAGCACGGUGUACCGCUCCAACCUCAAGGCUAUGCUCAUUCUGCCCAAGGUUAACUUACCUUUCACUACCGUCAGCGAAUUCCUGCAGACGGACAUUCCUCUACAUAUCAUUGAAGGAAGCCUGGCUGAUCACUAUACUAAGGACGCCGAACCGAACAGCCCCAUAGCUAGGCUGCGGGCGAAGGCGAUGGUUAACACCGACAUUGUCGAUGCGAUCAGGCAGGUCUACAUGGGAGAACUGACGGGCAUCUCUUCGUUCCUCGGCCAAACGAGACUCCUCCACGAUUCGUUCACGAAGAGCGGCUACUGCGGAGUGUACCAAUCAUUGGACGGGUUGUUGGGCGGCACAAGCAUUGCCUUAGGAUUUCCCAAAGGCUCCCCUCUCAGACCCAAAGUUGAUCGAAUGAUUCGAGGACUGAGAGAAUUCGGCAUCCUGAACCACCUCCUCUUCCUGCAAGUCCCCAAUGCUACCAACUGCCGUAUCGUCAGCAGGUCCUCGUCCGGCAACCUCUCCGAACUGCGGCCGCUUGAACUGAAGGAUUUUUAUGGGGUUUUCUCUCUCUAUGCUGGAGGUAUCGUACUAGCAAGCAUGACCUUUGCUGUGGAAGCCAUAGUGAAAAAGUAGGGCGAAAUGCUGAGCGCCAUCUACACCUCAAUCGGACCACUUCUGAACUGACCCUUGCUCUGCCGUAGGACUUGUUCACUAUAUGCAUAUUAAUAAUUGCUUAUGUACCCAAUUCUGUAGAUUUGCUGUAUUAUGUAUUUAACGAAGACUUACGGACUCUAAUAUCAAUUUUGGUAAUAAUGUAUAUCACGUACUUAAUGAUGAUCGACUACACAAUCACUCUUGUUACUUUUAAAAGUAAUAUUAUAACGAUUAUUUGGGUAUUUCCUUACAGUGUUUAUAUGUUCAUUGCUUGUCUGACUGCUUAUACUUAUAUAUUAUAUUCGUUGGCUUAUGCGAAAAAAAAUUCAUAACCCAAAACUAUGAACCAUUUUACGUAAUGAGCAAGACAACACUGGUAUACAUAUACAUACACAAACAUAUGCCGACGCAUUUACAUACACAAACAUUUUCUCUCAAGCACACCCAUACUUACAUACAAAUACAUACACAUAUAUACGCAUAUGCAUACACAUACCGAUUAUCUCUCACACGUUUGUGUGAACGUGUCAUGUACACCCUGCAAAUAUUUCAUUUAUUAACUUUCCUCAUGCCAAACCUUCUUUUAGUAGUGUGUAAUUCAGAUAUUGAUUACCCGUUUCCAAAACAUUUUACUUUAAACCAUCGAAAGUUAUUUUCUUGUGUAUGAAUUUCCUUUCUCACUGACCCAUACGAACUCCUGAUGUGUGCAUUGCACCCAAGGACCACUUGAUACUUGU